Patella vulgata (common limpet) is the source of this 1802-nucleotide messenger RNA. Its product is annotated as scavenger receptor cysteine-rich domain superfamily protein-like. Lineage: Eukaryota; Metazoa; Mollusca; Gastropoda; Patellidae. The coding region runs from base 1 to 1695 and encodes 564 amino acids. The record is from RefSeq and is a predicted model, not a curated record. Gene Ontology annotation, cellular component: membrane. The transcript is spliced from 12 exons.
AUGUGUCUUGAGGAAGUUGACAUCUAUAUUGCGAAGAAUAAUUCAUGGAUUGAGAAUGGUAAUUCGUAUUGGUUAGAUAAUACUAAAUGUGAGGGAUAUGAAGAUAUUCUGGAAGAUUGUACCCAUCUUGCAUGGGGGCAAAACGACUGUAAAAGUAAUGAAGUAGUCGGGGUGCGCUGUGGACACACUGUGCGAUUAAUAGGACACCGAGGUCCAAGAGAUGGGCGUUUAGAAAUUCGUCAUAAUGGUAUCUGGAAGAAUGUGUGUGGUGAUGGAUUUGAUAAAAAGGUGGGGCAGGUAGUUUGUCGACAGUUGGGAUUUCUAGAUCCAGAUAGACUAGAUGAAGUUGAUAUUUAUGUUAAUGGCAAUAAUUCAUGGAUUAUCAACAAUGGUUCUUAUUGGUUGGAUGACGUGGAUUGUAAAGGAGAUGAAACCAGACUGCAGGACUGCAACAAUUUGUGGUUUGCGGAUGAUACAUGUAGUAGUGCUGAUGUGGUUGGUGUGAAAUGUGGUGAACAAACAAUACGUUUAGUAGGAGGCAGAGGGCCUGCAGAUGGGCGUUUAGAAGUCCUUCAUGAUGGUAUCUGGAAGAAUGUUUGCGAUGAUGAUUUCCAUAAACGUGCUGGACAAGUUGUUUGUAGACAAUUAGGAUUCCUCGACCCCGAUCAUCUUGAGGAAGUUGACAUCUAUAUUACGAAGAAUAAUUCAUGGAUUCAGAAUGGUAAUUCGUAUUGGUUAGAUAAUACUAAAUGUGAGGGAUAUGAAGAUAUUCUGGAAGAUUGUGCCCAUCGUGCAUGGGGGCAAAACGACUGUAAAAGUAAUGAAGUAGUCGGGGUGCGCUGUGGACAAACUGUGCGAUUAAUAGGACACCGAGGUCCAGGAGAUGGGCGUUUAGAAAUUCGUCAUAAUGGUAUCUGGAAGAAUGUGUGUGGUGAUGGAUUUGAUAAAAAGGCGGGGCAGGUAGUUUGUCGACAGUUGGGAUUUCUAGAUCCAGAUAGACUAGAUGAAGUUGAUAUUUAUGUUAAUGGCAAUAAUUCAUGGAUUAUCAACAAUGGUUCUUUUUGGUUGGAUGACGUGGAUUGUAAAGGAGAUGAAACCAGACUGCAGGACUGCAACAAUUUGUGGUUUGCGGAUGAUACAUGUAGUAGUGCUGAUGUGGUUGGUGUGAAAUGUGAACAAACAGUGCGAUUAACCGGUGGCCAAACACCUGCAGAAGGGCGUGUAGAAGUUUUACAUAAUGGAACCUGGAAAAACGUCUGUGAUCAUAAGUUUAAUAAAAAGGCUGGACAAGUAAUCUGUCGACAGCUUGGAUUCUUCAACCCUUACAGACCAGAUGAAGUUGAAAUCUAUAUAAGAGGUAACAGUUCAUGGUUAGACAUCAUUGGAGAUUAUUGGUUAGAUGACGUUGACUGUGUAGGAAAUGAAGUGAGAUUAGAAUUCUGUCCGCAUAGAACCUGGGGAGGACAUAAUUGUCUGUAUGAAGUAGCUGGAGUUAAGUGUGUUAAAACAGUGCGGCUUACGGGAGAUCAAGGAUCUGCAGAUGGGAGCUUGGAAGUUCUGCAUGACGGCACGUGGAAGAGUGUCUGUGCGGAUGGAUUUGACAAAAAGGCUGGACAGGUUGUUUGUCGACAAUUGGGAUUCCUCAACAUUAAUAGAACGGACGAAGUUAAUAUAUAUACUAUUCAAAGAAAGUAGGGGAUAUUUGAUUUUGGGGGCAUAAUACUAAAAUAUGCAAAUGACUACGAAAAAAGUCACUAUAGAACCUAACAGAAGAAACAUUUCCAGUUACAUGUGACGCCCAA